Messenger RNA from Acipenser ruthenus (sterlet), 2177 nucleotides. RefSeq lists its product as uncharacterized. The transcript has 3 exons. The record is from RefSeq and is a predicted model, not a curated record. NCBI's taxonomy places the organism in Eukaryota, Metazoa, Chordata, Actinopteri, Acipenseriformes, Acipenseridae. Bases 52 to 1956 code for a protein of 634 amino acids.
UGUGCCAAGCCUCUGAAUGUAGCCGGACUAGCCCUUUGGAAUUUAAGUGAUAUGUGUCUCACAAGCACGCUUUCAAAUGCCUAUGUCAUCACAAGACAUACCACCGCUGCAGACAGUCAAGGAACCCUAGCUGGGAUCACAGUUGGUUCAAUGCUCCUCUUUUUUGUCUUGUGUUUCCUUUGUUUGUGUCUGUUGUUGCUGAUUGUUUCAAGAAAAAGGAAGGUUGUUCAGCCAAAGGAAAAUGACCUAGAAUGUGGAGUGGCAGAUAACUGUAACCAAACCCAGGCAAACCCGAAUCAAAGCAAUGUUUCAGUCUUCAAAAAAGUACAAAAAACUACUGAGCAGCUGCAGACAGGAAGCUGUGAGAAAAUGGAUGCAAUGAUAAUGAACAUUUCAACCAUAAGCGAAACCAGGAAAGAUGAGUGCAAACACCAUAUCAAUAAGGAAGUUUCCCAAAAUAAACUCUUUAUGUAUCCAGAGGAGAAUCAUCACAUACAAAGAUUUAGCCUGGAGCCUGAGUCAGACAACAAGAUUAUCCUGAGCCAGGACUUGGAUGAGGCAGGGGAAAGAGAAUCAGGGGCAAAAACUGGAAGGAAGAGUAGAAGACAUCCUGAUGAACAGACAGAGCAGAAGGAAAGCAACAAAGACAGCAUGGCAGAGCAUCCGCCCAUCAUAAUGAACAAGCUCUGUUUUAUACAGCGUCUCCCCACAUAUUAUAAUGACUCCUGUAAAGAUCCCACUAGUGCCGAGACCCCUGUAUACGGCACACUAGCCUCACACAGCUCCAUGGAUGAUAAACAUGAUCUCAAACUCAGCGCCCAAGUUCUACAGGAGCACAGAGAUUCUGAUUUAACUGCAGCUAAUGGUAAAGGGAAGUCUUGUAUGCUUGCAGAUAAAGAAAACCUGUUUGACAGCAUUACCUCUUUUCCAAAUGAUAAAAGUGGUGAAUCAGAUGAAGCACGUCCAGGUGAACCGGAUCAAAAUGAAAUCAGACUGAGUGCGACAACUUUUAAAACUGAAAAACUUACCUCUACAGAAGAAAAGACAGGAGAAGGUAUUUCUGAUCACAGUGCUUUAUCACUGCAAGACUGUGACGGGAGCCCUCGCCCAGCAUUGUCCACUAGUGGUGUCAAUUUACCUGACAGUAAAGCAGAUACUCAACAUGAAGAACUAACUCAUGAGAAGAUGCCAGAGGCACAUGCUGUUAGAACUGAAUCUGAUAGCAAAGGAGAGCCGGGUGCAUGCUACCAGGCAGGCACAGAACCAGGCAUUGCUUUCAAUGAGCCUUACAAUGUAGAUACUAAUUCGGCAGCAGCAGAUAACAUGGCCAUGAUAAACAGGUGCGGUUUCAGAGGACAAAGACAAGAAAAGCAAUCCAUCAGGAGUAUGGACAGUUGUGAAAACAUGAUUAAUUGCUUUACAUCAGACGCUGAAGUAACUGACUCCCACACUUACAGUGUUGAAAGCCUUUGUUUCCCAGAGACUCCCCAACAAUGUAAAGAGGACAUUGGCCCAAAGCAUGUCAUGACUACCAUUCAAAAUAAAAUCAGGAGAAAAAGAGCUCUAAGCGAGGAUCCUCUGAGCCCAAUUAAUAAUAAAGUAGGAACCCAAAUUUCCUAUGUUGCCAGUGCCAUGAAACACAGUUUUCCUGGCAAUGAAAACCAGACAGACAAAUUGAACAGAUCAUUUUUUCUGAAACGAAGAACAUCUAGCCUUCCACCUGCGCAGUUCUCCACUGGCAAAGCCAGGAGAAAGGCAGUCGCCUUUAGUUCUGUUUCUGACUUGGGUAGAUAUAAAAAGGACUGUAGUGCCCCCGCUCCACGUGAUGUGGACUUGCUGAAUGACAACCAGUACCUGGAAAUGAACCUUCUCUAUGAAGUUGCUGAAAACAAAGGCCGUCGAAGAAGGGGGAAGUCUUGCCCAGGUCCAUCUCUCCCCUGUGAAAAAGUGCUGUAGUGUAUUAAGGCAUACUGUAUAGUAUGCAUUUCUCUUUUUAAUUAAGACAGCUAUAGAAGUAUCGAUACAGGACCAUGUAUCGUCACAUAGAUUAUUAAUAAGCAAAAUAAGAAAACAAGAUACGUGUUAAACACCAUCAAAUUACUUAACAAGUCCUUUUGCAGUUCCCCGGUAAAAUAUGAAAUUGAAAGCAACAUAAAAAUUCUAAAAACUCCCUUACC